Messenger RNA from Cuscuta campestris, 3582 nucleotides. The record is from the annotation of a GenBank genome assembly. Lineage: Eukaryota; Viridiplantae; Streptophyta; Magnoliopsida; Solanales; Convolvulaceae.
AAGUAAAGAGGUGUAGAAAGCAAGAGUGGCCAGUAGAACAAUAGGUGGAAGCACUUGUAGUCCAAUUGUUAUUAAGUAUGCAAGAAAGUGCCACGAGUUAUUACAAUACGAAUUCUAGAUAGAUGAAAUUCGGAUCCCCUUCAUUUGAAGGUUACACAAGUAUUUAUAGGAAGCUAGAGGGGACAAUGCGCCGCACAUCCACGUCAGGCCAUGUUCUUGGAUGUCACAAGCGUGUUGGACAGAUUGUGCAAAAUAUCUUCGGUGAUCUUUCGUUGAAUUCAGUUGCUACCGUCCAACCUCCCCUAGAUCGUUUCGUGCUGACACUUCCAGCCAUAAAAACCCUACCAGUUAGGUUUACACAUGAUGGAUUUAUGGAGAUUGGAAAUGAUCAUAACAAGCUUUGUAGUUUGACCGGUAAAGUAGUCAAAGUGUACCGAUCAGUUUUCCAGACACCGAUGGACCGGCUAAGCAAACUUCUGUUCUCAAUCCUGAACCGGCCAAUCAAGUACCAGGUCAGGUUUCUAAGGAACAAGAGGAGCUGGCCAAUCAAGAACCAGUUUGAAGAGUUCGAGAUCCCCACCGGUGGGAGUGCUGGAAAAAGCUCCUCCCCCAAGGCAAAGGAUAAGUCCCGACAGCGGGUGAAGAAGGCAGCUACAAUCCACCCAUCCGCCACUGCCAAGAGGCAAAGGGUGGAUUCUGAGGCGGGUAACGAGACCAUCAAAGAGGCCUUCAUCAAUCUCGGCUUAAGGCUGAGGGAGGUUGGAGAGAUCGGGCCCAUUACUGCUGACCGACUCGAGAUGGAUUCUCCUACCGAGGUUGCCCGGUUGAAGAAGAAAAAUGAGGAGCUGGCCGCAGUGAUGAAAAGCCAGACGGACAAGCUGGCAAAGCUAUCCAAAAAUGGCUUGAAUAGCAUGGAUCGGUUCAAGUCUUUAGCCGCGUCCCGUCCAGGAGCUGCGAAGAGUCUGUCAGUUUCUGCGCGCUCUUCCUCAGAUUCAGUUUCUACUGGAAGUUUCGUGAAUUUGAAGCUAACCGCAGAGAAAUUGGUGAAGGAACAAGCUUCUGCCAAAACGGAUCUUCAUUUAGCUAACUCCAAACUGAAGAAAUUGACAGAAGACAUUGGUGUUUUGGAAGAAAAACUACAAAAUGCUUAUAAUGAAAAUGCCAAAUUGAAAGUUAAGCAAAAAGAAGAUGAGAAGCUUUGGAGAGGCCUGGAGUCUAAGUUCUCUUCUACGAAGACCUGGUGCGAUCAACUCACUGAGACUUUGCAACAUUUAGCUGGUCUUGUCCAGGAAGCUGAGGAAAUUAAAGCAUACUUUGAAGAUAAACUAUCUGCAUCUUCAGUUUCUCUUGAUAAUUUGCAUGACCAGAUGAAGGCCCUGUCAUUGAGACUGGAAUCUUCAGAAGAGACUAUCAGACACCGUGAAAGGGAGCUGAAGGAACUUAGCAUUGAGAAGCAGAAAAUGCAGGAAAUAUUCAGGGAUGAACACACUAAAGCAUCCAGUCUAAUAGCUGAAAAAGAUGCCACACUCAUGAAGCUUGAAGAAACGGUCAAAUCUGAUGGAUUGGCUAUUGAGACUUUGAAGUCUAAACUGGAAGAGUUGAAUCUUGAAUCAAGACACAAAGGAGAUGAAUUGAUAAAUUUGAGCAAUAUCUCAAAGAGUUUAGAGAUAGAAAAGUGUGAACUUAUAUCUAGCAAUAAGGAAUUUUCCGACAGAUUGGAAAUGGCACUUCAGGAAAUUAUGAAUCUUCAUGAUUUUGUCAAUUUGCUGACUACAAAACUCACUGAACUGGAUGAUCAAAGUCAAACCUUUUCGAAGAAGGUCACCCAGCUCAAUACUUUAUUUGACACUUGGUUCAAGCUGGUCCUUGAAGAGAAAGACCUUGCUGCUCAACAUGCUGGACAGAAAAUGGACAAGCUCCAAAAGCAGUAUACAUGUAUUCUUUCAGAGAGAAAUGAUCUACAAUUGUCUAAUCAGGAUUUGAGUGAUAAGGUCAUUGCACUUCAGAAAGAUCAAGAAUAUGCAAUGGUGCAGCAUGCAGAAGAAUUCCAUUUAGCAGAAGAGAAAAUUAGGAAAUUAGAAUCUGAAAUAGAAAACCAUUGCUCUAAGAAGAUAGAAUUGGAAUCGAUGGUUGCCAAGUUGCAGAGAGAUAUAGAAAAUUUAUCAGAAAAUGCAAAAGUGUCUGACAAGAACAUGCAAGAGUUGCUAUCAAAGCUCACUCAAUUAGAAACUGAGAACAAGGAUUUCACAGACAAGCUACAAUUGGAUUUAUUAAAAAAAGAUGAAGAAAUUAAUCAUUUGCGGGAAGGAAAUGCAAAGCAUGAAGAGCGUGUAGGUUCACUGGACAACCAAAUCAUUCAGUUCACUACUGCAUUGGAGGAGAAAGAUCGAUUUAUUAUGGAACUUAAGAAUAGGGAGAAAGAGUUGGGAGAUCAAAAGGCUGAGAUUGAAGAAACUUUGAUUGAAGCUACAAACAAACUUACAGAAGUUAAAAAGGAAUAUGACCAGAUGUUGGAAAGCAAGCAGCUAGAGCUUUCAAGGCGUUUAAAGGAUAUAUCUCAGAAGAAUGAUCAGGCAAUUAAUGAAAUGCGGCACAAUUACGAGAUGCAGAGGGUGGCAAGUAUCAGUCUGGAGAAGGAAAAGGCUGAUAAACUUGUUGAAGAGAUGCAAAAGAAAUGUGAGCAACAACUUGUGGAAUGCAGAGAAGAAUCUAGGCAGUACUUGCUGCGUGUACAAGAAGAACAUGCUACUCUUAUUAGUCGCAUUCAACAAGAGCAUGGCCAGAGGGAAACCAAUCUUAUAUCCUGUCACAAAGAUGAGAUAAAACGCAUUCAACUUCAUGCUGAAAAUGAAUUGAGAGAAAAAACAAUAUCCCUCAGGAACGAGCAUGAUGCUCAGUUAAGUGCUUUGAGAUGUGAGCACGAAGAUGAGUAUAGAAGACUACAGGAAGAGUUGGAUAUUCAGAAAUCCAAAGAGGAGAAGCAAAGGGCUUUGUUACAACUGCAGUGGAAGGUGAUGGGUGAAAAUUUGGGAGAAGACCAAGAAGUGACUUCAAAGAAGAACUAUUCUGUUUCAUCUGGGAAGAAGAAACAUUCUGGAAAUGGAAAAUGGGACGACCGUGCUGCAGACCAAGAAGAAGUACAGGAGUUGGAUUCCACUUAUUUGAGAGCAACUGGAACACCCGUGUCAACUUUGCUGAGGAAGGUGGAGAAGGUUAAUACAGGAAGUGUGAUGAGUCUUCCUAAGCACGGUAGGAAGGUUACUCAUCGUGAAUAUGAAGUUGAGACAACAAACGAUGGAACAGUUACCAAAAGGAGGAGAACAAAGAGCACAGUGAUGUUUGGAGCACGGGAGGUAGGGAAGCAAAAGAAGACACCAAAAGCCAAUACUCCUAGGCAUGCUCUGAUGAGGGGAACUAAAGGGGAAGUUCAGACAAAAGCUGCCAAUAUAGGGGACUUGUUCUCUGAAGGAUCACUGAACCCGUAUACAGAUGAUCCAUAUGCAUUUAAUUAGAGGUGCGGAAGAUGUUGCAGGUUUAACCACUCUUGCCCGGAAAAUUUCCACUUUGCUUUAAUUUCUGUUG